Paramecium sonneborni is the source of this 910-nucleotide messenger RNA. Lineage: Eukaryota; Ciliophora; Oligohymenophorea; Peniculida; Parameciidae. The record is from the annotation of a GenBank genome assembly.
AUGAAAUUUAAGUUAGUAUUUAACAAAGAAAUUCAUCUUGUCAAACUUGAAAAACCAACACUUUAAGCACUCUAAGCACAUGUCUAAAGAGUGUAUCCAUCUAUUAAUUCAAACUACAAACUAACUUAUUUGGAUAAUGAGAAUGAUGAAAUCUCACUUACAUGCUAAGAAGAUUUACAAGUUUUAAUUGAUGAAGCUCAUUAAACUGUUAAACUCUAUAUUGUUGUACCAUAACAAUAAAAAAUGAUUCAUUCUCAUUACAAAUGUGAUGGUUGUUAAACUGCCCCAAUUGUUGGUACCAGAUUUAAAUGUCUUGAAUGUCCAAAUUUUGAUUUAUGUGAAUCAUGCCAAUUCAAAAACUUACAUCACAAUCAUAAACUAUUCAAAAUCAGUAAUCCUUAAGAAUUAGAAGAUUACUAAAAAACUUAUUGUUAAAAACCAAAGCCAUGUACACAAAAUGAAGUUCGUCAUGUUGGACCAUUUCCACAUAUUUUUAACAAUUUUAUUUAAUUUGUUGAAGAUCCCAAAUUCAAGGAAUUAAAAAAGACAGCUGCUUAAGUUACCUAAGAAUUCUUCAAAACUAUGAAAGAUGGAAUCAAUAAUCAAAAAGUUUAAUAAGAAGAAAAAUCAAAUGAAUAAUAAUAAAUUGAAACCUUAAUAACUGAUUCCUAAGUUCCUGAGAAAUCACAAGUAUAAGAAAAUGAAAAUUAAAUUUAAAAGGAGGAAAUAAAAUCUGAAAUUAUAGAACAAUUCCUAAUAUAAGAACCAGUUGAGAGUGAAAUAGAUAAGAAGGUCAAACAAUUAGCUCAGAUUGUUGAUUGCAGUGAACAAUUAGCUAAGGAAUAUGUCGAAUUGUUCAGCGAAAUGCCUUUGGAAGACAUAGUUGAUAUAAUAUAUAACUAAAAAUGAA